UGCUAGUUGUGUCCAGAGAUUGCUCUGGUGAAUCCUGUCUAAUCUCCGCACCCCCAGCCUGUAGGGGGGUGCAAUCUGCCUCUCAGAAGAGAGAGGAGAUCUUGCUUCAGACGGAAGGGAAACUCUUUCCGAAGAAAUUUGCCCCUUCGACAGUCAUUUCACCGAGAAAAGACGGACCGCAUAGCGGAAGUAAGCAGCGCCAUGGCAAACCGCUCUAACCGCACAGAGACACUUGCAAACGAUGAGAAACGAAGAAACUACAAAGCGGUUUAGAGAAUCUUCAUACUUCACACAAAGCUAACCAAAAAAGAAAUAAACGAAUAAAUACCUUCAACUGGAGCUUGCGCAGGGCUUGGUGCGUAACUGAAAGAAAGAGAGCGAAAGGCAGCGCUUGAUCGCUGCGGUCUCGCCACCAGUGCCGCAUCCUAUAGAAAGACAUCCAAGCUGCCGGUUGGACAUUCUGCCCAUGAGAGACGACUGGUGAGUGAAUGUAGACUUUUGUUGUGGGGCUUGGGGAAUUGAGGUGCAAGAAUAGAAAGAAAGAAAUCGGUGGGACGCGGUAGAAAGCAGAGAAUACACGGUCCCUUUAAGAAAGCUCUCUAAGACUGCUUCCCCAGAAUUCACCUCAACUUCGCGCCCCGGAAGUAUCCCCAAACCAGCCAUUCAGCUAAAGGGCAUAAACGGAAGAAAAACAAACGAAACGCAUACGUAAUAAAUAAGCGAUUAUAAUACUGACGGAGGAUAAAUACCGGAACCAAAUUAACAAUACAGCGGAAAGGAGAACAACGAAGUGAGUUGGUGAACAGAAGGAGAAAUUAACGACGCCAAAUAUACAAAACCCACAGACUUUUAAAAGGGAAAAUAAUGACGACUAGGAAAGCUGCAGCAGCCGAUAAUAAGAGCAUCAAGGUAAUGCUGAACCAAAGCACUGCAACACCUGAAAAACCAGCAGAAUAUGACCCCAAAUUGGGACAAAUGAUGGAAAUAAUGAUGAACUCACAAAACGAAAUUAAAGAACAUUUGGGUCUGCUGAGACAAGAGAUGACCGAGAUAAAGAAGGAAAUGACCCAAUUUAAAAAAAUAGACGAUACUUUGAAGCAGAUUAAAUCAACACUAAAUGAGAAUGCAGAGCAUAUCAACGAAGUAGAGGAUAAAUUGGAAACCUUGAAGGACCAGUUUACAAACCAGAUGGAUGGCAUGGCAAUGCUAGAACUACGACAAAAAGAAACAUUCUUACGUAUAAGAGGCCUGCCAGAAGAAGAAAAAGAAAAUCUAUUGGAACGCCUAUUGCCAAUGCUAAGCCAGAUUUGGAAUAUGGAAGAGGGAACAGCUGCAAGAGAAAUUGAUAGACUGUAUCGGGCAAACUCAAAAAUUGCUAGAGACAAAAAACUCCCGAGAGACAUUGUGAUUAAAUUUGUAAGAAAAAAUCUGCGAGAUCAAAUAUUAUACAAUCACUCCAAAUCUAAAUUGUGCAUAGAUGGCAAUCCACUAAUAAUCCUGAAGGAGAUUCCUACAGCAAUACGAAGGAAGAGGAAAGAUUAUAUGGGACUGGCAGACACUCUACGUAUGAACAACAUCCGAUUCAGGUGGAAUCUGCCAGAAGGACUCUCCUUCUCUUUUGAAGAGAGAAACUACAAUAUAAACAACGUACCCAAAGCCCAGGAAUUUCUAUCCAAAAACAAGAUAAGCCUGAAACUUGUUUAAUGCAGCUCGACUUGUCUUUGCCAAACAAUGGAAACUAAGUAACACUCCAACAAUGGACGAAUGGAAAUCAAGAGUGCAACAGCUCUAUGUAAUGGACAAACAAGCUCACCAAGUGAAACAGUUGCCAGCUGAAGUAUACAGAAAAAACUGGCAACCAUGGACAAACUUUAUUGCCAAAGAAAACAAUGUCACCAUUCUCCCAGUUGAUUAUUGAAGACGAUUAUAUAAUUUCUUAUAUUAAUUUUAAGGUAAUUACGACAAGAGGUUAUAUAUGUUAUGAUGAUAAUAACAUAAAUGAAAUAUAUAAAGUUGGUUGGUAACUAACAACCAAAUAUAGACAAUAAAUAUAACCUUGAAAAGGUCUUAUUGAUACACAAAUGGUUAGCUUAUAUAUGUUAGCAAAUAGAAAUCAAAGUUGAAGAUGAAGCCCUAUAAAUAAGAAUGUUUAGACAAAAAAGGACAGGAAACACAAUAAUGUGUCUCUUGCUACCUCUAUCUUUUAACUCACUAUCUUUGCUCUUUACUUUCUCUUAAACUCAUACUUUAUUAAGGCAAACUUUAUAAUAGAUCCUUUUCCCCCCUUUCUUUUCUUCUUUCUCUUUUAAUUUCUAUUCGGGUAAUUCUGUACGACUAGGAAGAAAUUCUGUAAUUAUGUUUUGUUGGUAAAACUGUAAUUGAAUUACCUAUUUUAACAAUUCUAACUAUCUUUUUCUUUUCUGUAACUGUUGUUGAAAUUAA
This is a messenger RNA of Sphaerodactylus townsendi, 2442 nucleotides long. RefSeq lists its product as uncharacterized. The record is from RefSeq and is a predicted model, not a curated record. Lineage: Eukaryota; Metazoa; Chordata; Lepidosauria; Squamata; Sphaerodactylidae. Bases 865 to 1704 code for a protein of 279 amino acids. The transcript is spliced from 2 exons.